This is a messenger RNA of Dalotia coriaria, 3602 nucleotides long. It is a transcript of the gene Nab2, whose product is annotated as Nuclear polyadenosine RNA-binding 2. The transcript has 4 exons. The record is from RefSeq and is a predicted model, not a curated record. Gene Ontology annotation, cellular component: cytoplasm; nucleus. NCBI's taxonomy places the organism in Eukaryota, Metazoa, Arthropoda, Insecta, Coleoptera, Staphylinidae. Gene Ontology annotation, molecular function: poly(A) binding; metal ion binding. Gene Ontology annotation, biological process: regulation of mRNA stability. The coding region runs from base 145 to 2487 and encodes 780 amino acids.
UGGUUGCCUACUUUCCUAAUGGCCACUAUUGACAGUUCUAUGUACAAACAAAUGGCACCUAUGCACUUUGCAGUGAUAAAUAACUAUCUUCUGUCAUUUAACUAAAAAGGUGAAAUAAUACGUCGUGGAUUCAAAUUAGUAAAAAUGACUGACGUAGGGGUGGAAGUGGGCCAGAAAAUGAGGCUUGCUAUAAAGGCUAAGCUUUCUGAAUUGAAUUGCUAUGUGGAUGAUGAGCUACCUGAUUAUAUUAUGGUUAUGAUUGCCAACAAGAGGACCAAGUCUCAGAUGAAAGAAGAUUUAAGUUUAUUCCUAUCCACUGAGACCUCCUUCUUUGUCGAGUGGUUACACAUUGUUCUCAAGAAGCUGAAGCAGGUUCAUGUUACAAACCCUAAUGUGUUCCAGAAUCCCAUUAAACGCAAGUGCAAUGAGCUGAUCCCACAGGUAGACCAUAAGAAAGUCAAGAAUGAGAAUAGCAAAAUAAAGAUGGAGAAUCUUCCAGCAAGUUGCAAAUCUUUAACAGAUGAUUUGCCAAUUACUGCAAAUAGAUUAACUGAGGAGGCAAGCAGGAGGAAAAUUAUAUUGUUUGAAGAACCACAUCAAUCUUCAAGCAUUGAAACAUUUUCACAUGAAGAUGACUUUGAUAUUCCACUCCUAUCUGAAAUAAAUGCUUUCAAUGAAGAUGAACUGGAACUUCUAGAGAAGAAAAUAAAGAGUGUUAAGAGUAGGUUGGGAUUACAAGUUGAGAGUGAUAAAGAGGAGGAGGAGAAGAGUAAUAAUGAGACCAAUGAUGGAAAUGAUUGUUUCACUAUUAAAGCAGAACCAGAUGUUAUGAAGUUUUCUGGACAAUUUCGGAACUCUUCGGCCCCCAAGCGUAUUAUAAGUCCACAAACGACGAUUAAACGUACUGAAAGUUUGAAGCAAAUAGAACUGAAGCCUUCGAUACACGCGCGUAUAAUAUUCGACAAUGAGAAUAACUCUUUCAGGGAUAAGGUCGAUUCGAUAAUGAAGCGCAAUGCGAACUGUCAGAAUCGUCAUGAAGGUAAUGGAAAAAUAGUAGACACAUUCGAAAACAAGAAGAGGUCAAUUCUUGACCGUCUCGGCAAACGUACUGAUAAGAUCCAAGGCAAAGUUAAUCGUUUAAGAACUAUUCCAUCCAAAGUUGUAAAACCAGAGAAAUGGCGAAAUUCUGACAAGAAAUAUCCAGCGUCUAUUUUAAAUACCGUUGGUGUCCUGUCGAAAGUAUCAAUUCCACAAAGAAAAAUGAUUGCAAGUCAAUGCCCAGAAGAGCGAAUCUCCCAGGAAGACGAGGAAGGGCUCAAUUCAAAGAAUGUAGCUAGUGUUGUUAAGAUCAAACCACGUGUUCUACCUGAAAAGACUAAACAAGCAAAUCCGAAUUUAUUGUUCAAAGCUGUUGCUGAUGCCCAAAGGAGUGUAUGUCAAACACCGGAGGUUGGAAAGUCAAGGCAUCAGGUGAAAGAAAAGCAAAACCUGAAAUCAGCUCCUGCUUUGUUUACCAAGAAAUAUAAAGAUCAAAUGGCUGCCGCGCUAAGGAGUGAACCUAAAACAAUCAUUUUUAAUAAAAACAGGAAAGCAAAGAUAUUGGAUGGCGAAAAGUUAAAGUUGCGGUUUUUGCUUUCCCAGAAACAACAUGAGUUACAUUUCAACACGGAUCCAGACACGGAUUUCACUGAUGAUAUCGAUAUGAACAUCGAAAGGUCAUUGGGAACACCAGACUUACAAAGAAUCAACAAAGAGAUUUAUUUCAAAAGUCAGAUAUCAAUUGAACAGAAAAACUAUGAAUCGACGCUAGAAGACGCUUCAAAGAAUAAUGAUAAAAGCGAUUUAAGCAAUGAUAGUCGAAAUGGAACAGCAAAAUCGAAUCACACCUUUAUUGUGACUUUAGAUGGUAUUGAUCAAUUGCAAUUCCCUCACAAUGAUAAGCUGAAUGUUUCUACACCGACGAAACAGGGUGCAAUAAUUAAAACACGGCGAUUACUGUCGCCGAUCAUUUUUGACGCGCAACAACCGGCUACAUCGACUACAACCAAAACAGUCAUUAAUAAAGCUGACGAUAUUGCUUUUACACAAGGGAAAAAAUCCAUGGAGAAGUGUAAAUAUUUUCCGAAUUGUCGCAAUGGGGACCGUUGUGAGUUUAUGCAUCCAGGCAUGUGUAAAAUGUUUCCAAACUGCAAGUUUGCUGAAAUGUGUGUUUAUUCUCAUCCUACCUGCAAGUUUGAGAUGUCCUGUACAAGGAAGAAUUGCCCGUACAAUCAUAUUACUUCUAAUAAAAUUGGUGUUGCGGUAAAUAGCCAAUCUCAUUGCAAAUACUUCCCGAAUUGUUCAAACGGGCAAUGUCCGUACAGCCAUCAGAAAUAUGGGACCCUGUGCAAGUACGGCAUUCAUUGCAAGAAUGCAGUUUGUGCAUUCCAGCACCCAAAGGACUAUCCAGGCCGAAGUGGCAAAUUGACAUGGCACCUAGCGAAAUAAUAUAUGAAUGAAAUAUUUUGCAUUAUAGUAAUUAUUAUUUAUUAUUGUCGCUUGAAAACAUGGCCUCAAUCUGUAAAUGUAUUUACAUUUGAAGAUUAAACAGCGAUGGCAAAUACCAUUGUUUAACUGCUUUAUUUUUAUGUAUAUAUAUAUGCUUUUUGCUUUUUAUGUGCUUUUUGUUUAAAUUAAUUGUUAAAGUUGUUUGUAGUUGAAGGAAUUCAAACUGGUUGUCAUUUUGAAUCUGGUAACUAGGUUGAGGGCGCCACUGCACAGCACCACAGCACCAUCUUUCGUUUUGACGUUUGACAUUUCUCUUUCACUUGUACAGCCUCAUUGAGCCACGUUGUGCAUCUGUGAUCAUUUUACUAAAAUCUUUAAACAUCGGCCGAAAUAUCACAGAAAUUCACUUAAAUAUAAUUUUGUCAGAUACGCUAAUAGCAAAGUUUCAUUUUCCUGUUAAUAUUUCGUCGAUGGCGUGCGUGAAACUUAUUCAGAACGUGAAAGUAACCGCUGUGUUUUCACUUGUUGCUCCACGCGUUGCAUCACUUUACUAUACAAUUUACAAAUUCCGUUUUUAAUACUUUAUUAUUUGUUUAGAAUAUGCCUCCAGAAAAGAAACGAAAUGAGUUCGUUUUCGUUGUCGACUUGGCGAAGGGGAUGCGGCAUUGGUGAAGCUUUUCCCGGAACAUUCCUGCAGAUGUGUGUCUCUUUGCGACAUCCUUCGCCAGCCACGUUUGAUCUAUAAUCUGUUUGUCCCAACAUCUUCAAAGAUUGAUCAGCAGAAAGUUCGGUUCCUCAGGAUCCUUAACAACAAAACUUAAAAUAAAACGACAACAACAAAUAAUAAAAGCAGAACUCAGAAAACUAAAUAUCAAAAAAGACGCCAACAAAUAAUACACAACACAUAAAUAAAACCAUCAACUGAAUAAAAUAAAAACUAACUAAAAAUAAUGCAAUAAUAACAUUAACAGACAAAACCAACAACUUGGCAAUAAUAAAACAAGACGAAUACAUACACAAAAUAGAAACAUUCUAAAGCAAAUCAAUUGCAUCCUGUUAAACGAAGACCCAACCAACAAAUAUAAUAAAAUAAUAAAAGUUAUUAUAAAUAACAA